CGACUCUUUUCCGCUGGUCCCGCCCUCCGUCGCGGCGGCGCGGUGCACCCUGGGAUAAGGAGCGAUCUCUGAGCGAGGCAGCAAGAUGGACGCGGGAUUCUUCCGCGGGACAAGUGCAGAACAGGAUAAUCGGUUUAGCAACAAACAGAAGAAACUACUGAAACAACUGAAAUUUGCAGAAUGUCUAGAGAAAAAGGUGGACAUGAGCAAAGUAAAUUUGGAGGUUAUAAAGCCUUGGAUAACAAAACGAGUAACGGAAAUCCUUGGGUUUGAAGAUGAUGUUGUGAUUGAGUUUAUAUUCAACCAGCUGGAAGUGAAGAAUCCAGAUUCCAAAAUGAUGCAAAUCAACCUGACUGGGUUUUUGAAUGGAAAAAAUGCUAGAGAAUUUAUGGGAGAACUGUGGCCUCUGCUGUUAAGUGCACAAGAAAACAUCGCUGGAAUCCCUUCUGCUUUCCUAGAACUGAAGAAAGAAGAAAUAAAACAGAGACAAAUUGAACAGGAAAAAUUGGCAUCGAUGAAAAAGCAAGAUGAAGACAAAGAUAAGAGGGAUAAAGAGGAAAAAGAGAGCAGCAGAGAAAAAAGGGAGAGGUCUCGAAGCCCAAGAAGACGCAAAUCCAGAUCUCCUUCCCCUAGAAGACGAUCUUCCCCUGUCAGGAGAGAGAGAAAGCGCAGUCAUUCUCGAUCUCCCCGUCACAGAACCAAGAGCCGGAGUCCUUCCCCUGCUCCAGAAAAGAAGGAGAAAAGUCCAGAGCUUCCAGAACCUUCAGUGAAAAUAAAAGAACCUUCAGUACAAGAGGCCACAUCUACUAGUGACAUCCUGAAAGCUCCCAAGCCUGAACCUAUACCAGAGCCUAAAGAACCGACUCCAGAAAAGAAUUCCAAAAAAGAAAAGGAAAAGGAAAAGACCCGACAAAGAUCUCGGUCACGUUCCAAAUCAAGAUCCCGUACGCGUUCUCGCUCCCCGUCUCAUACUCGACCAAGAAGGCGCCAUAGAUCCCGAUCAAGAUCAUACUCACCUAGAAGGCGGCCCAGUCCAAGGAGACGGCCUUCCCCUCGAAGAAGAACCCCACCAAGACGAAUGCCGCCUCCGCCAAGGCACAGGAGGAGCAGGUCUCCUGGAAGACGAAGGAGGCGUUCAUCAGCAUCCUUGUCUGGGAGUAGCUCAUCAUCCUCAUCAUCUCGUUCCCGGUCACCACCAAAGAAGCCUCCCAAGAGAACAUCUAGCCCUCCUCGAAAAACUCGCAGGUUAUCUCCUUCUGCAAGUCCUCCAAGGCGAAGGCACAGGCCAUCACCCCCAGCAUCUCCACCACCAAAAACUCGUCAUUCCCCAACACCCCAGCAGUCAAACCGUACAAGAAAAAGUCGUGUUUCUGUGUCUCCAGGGAGAACUUCAGGUAAAGUGACAAAACAUAAAGGUACUGAAAAAAGAGAGUCGCCUUCACCAGCACCAAAGCCUAGAAAAGUAGAGUUAUCUGAAUCAGAAGAAGAUAAAGGUGGCAAGAUGACUGCAGCUGAUUCUGUGCAGCAGCGGCGUCAAUACAGACGACAGAACCAGCAGUCUUCAUCUGACUCUGGAUCUUCCUCCUCCUCAGAAGAUGAGCGACCCAAGAGAUCCCAUGUGAAGAAUGGUGAGGUAGGCAGGCGGCGGAGACAUUCCCCUUCCCGGAGUGCUUCUCCAUCUCCAAGAAAGCAUCAGAAAGAGACUUCCCCUCGGAUGCAGAUGGGAAAGCGAUGGCAAUCGCCAGUGACUAAAAGUGGUAGACGAAGGAGAAGUCCCUCCCCACCACCCACCAGAAGGCGACGUUCUCCUUCUCCUGCCCCUCCUCCGCGGCGGCGCAGGUCUCCCACACCACCACCACGUCGAAGGACACCUUCACCACCACCACGUCGGCGCUCGCCUUCCCCAAGAAGAUACUCUCCUCCAAUACAGAGACGAUACUCUCCUUCUCCACCUCCCAAGAGAAGGACGGCCUCUCCCCCACCCCCUCCCAAACGAAGGCCAUCACCGUCUCCACCACCAAAGCGCCGGGUCUCCCAUUCUCCACCUCCCAAACAGAGAAGCCCCCCAGCCACCAAGAGACGGUCACCUUCUUUAUCUUCAAAGCAUAGGAAAGGGCCCUCUCCAAGCCGCCCUGCCCGGGAAGCCCGGUCACCACAGCCAAACAAACGGCAUUCGCCCUCACCGCGGCCUCGAGCUCCCCACACCUCCUCAAGUCCUCCCCCCGUUCGAAGAGGACCUUCUGCAUCACCCCAAAGAAGACAGUCCCCAUCUCCAAGUACUAGGCCUAUUAGGAGAGUCUCCAGAACUCCAGAACCGAAAAAGCCAAAAAAGGCUGCCUCACCUAGCCCACAGUCUGUAAGAAGGGUCUCAUCUUCCCGAUCUGUUUCUGGAUCUCCUGAGCCAGCAGCUAAAAAGCCUCCGGCACCUCCGUCCCCUAUCCAGUCUCAAUCACCUUCUACAAACUGGUCACCAGCAGUACCAGUCAAAAAGGCUAAAAGCCCAACACCAAGCCCCUCACCGGCCAGAAAUUCAGACCAAGAAGGAGGUGGAAAGAAAAAGAAGAAAAAGAAGGACAAGAAACACAAAAAGGAUAAGAAACACAAGAAGCACAAAAAGCACAAGAAGGAAAAGGCUGUGGCUACAGCGGCUGCCGCUCCUAUGGCCCCUGCAGCCGUUGUUGCAGCCACUACCACUUCAGCACAGGAAGAACCUGAGGCAGUGCCAGAGCCUAAGAAGGAGACAGAGAGUGAAGCUGAAGACAACCUUGAUGACUUGGAAAAGCACCUGCGGGAAAAGGCCCUGAGAUCCAUGCGCAAGGCUCAAGUGUCCCCACAGUCUUAGGUGGAAAUGUUUGUUAUGAUGUAAAUUUUAUUUGGUUUGUACUCAAUUCAAUUUCAAAAUUGCUAAAAUGUGUUUGAGCUUUAGACUAUAACAUUUGUUGUAAUAAUUGCUAGGUUGAAGUUCACCAUGUAAAAAAAGGGCAUGGAUUUACAUUGCAAAGGUGUCCACAGUGUAUUCGUGACAUUCUUACAUUGAGAGCUGACAUAAUUCAUUUACAGUGAAAUAUUUUUAAGCCAAAAAAAAAAUAAUCUCCUUUUCAAAAAAGGGGGUUUAAAUAUUGUUGGCAUUCUUCUGGUUCCUUUAAAUGCCCCUGGUUAUUCCAGAGGGUAUUUUUUUUUGUCUCCCUCCUUUCUUUUUAGUCCUUUACUUUUUCUUGGAUCUUAACACCCAUGUAAGUUAUGCUUCCAACCGUACAUGGUUUGAAAGCUUGCCCAGAGAUACGACCACUGUUGAACUACCACAAAAGUAUAAAUGAGUGUUUCAAUGCCACAACCUUUCCUGUUGCCUGUGGAGUCUCUGCUGAAAAGAAUCAAGAUUUGAGCUCUAGAAUAAGACAAAUGCGAGCAUGUUGUUUGCCAGGACACUGUGGGGUUAUAUUGAUGUGUAACAAGUUGAUUCAGAACACUGGAAUUUCAUUCUAUUCUGUUCUGAUUGAUUUUUUUUUCUUUUGUAAAGGCAAUUAACUAGUCCCAGAAAGGAUCCUUCAGUUAUAUAAAAUUUUGUUUCAUGGAUGUCAUGGCUCCAUUCAUAUUUUUGUCUUGUUCUUCCAAUUUGGUAUAUACAACUUUUUUCAGAACUCUUGUAUUUGGAAAGUUGGAAGGGCCCAAACUUUGAAAUAGUGUCUUGGUUUCACUGUUUUUUCUUUUUUGUUUGUUUUUGUUUGUCUUUUUUUUUUAACUAAAGCUAUAUAAAGCUUGUGGAUUAAACAGAAUAAAUUUCUAAAUUUAAAAUUGUUUGCCACUCACUUUUACUUGUUUCAGUACUUAAGGAAAACUGUCUUUCUUAGAAAUCUUAGAGGGUCUAUAUAUUUUUAUUUAUCUUUUUGGUUCAGUGGAAGUUGAGUUGUACAGGGGAAAUAAAAGGUGAUAAAAC
Molecule: messenger RNA, 3934 nt
Organism: Dipodomys spectabilis (banner-tailed kangaroo rat)
Lineage: Eukaryota; Metazoa; Chordata; Mammalia; Rodentia; Heteromyidae
Gene: Srrm1
Product: serine and arginine repetitive matrix 1
Exons: 18
Coding region: 86-2842 (918 amino acids)
Biological process (GO): mRNA processing; regulation of mRNA splicing, via spliceosome
Cellular component (GO): spliceosomal complex
Molecular function (GO): RNA binding
Source: RefSeq, a predicted model, not a curated record